Messenger RNA from Penicillium taxi, 657 nucleotides. Its product is annotated as Rab family GTPase. Gene Ontology annotation, molecular function: GTP binding; GTPase activity. Lineage: Eukaryota; Fungi; Ascomycota; Eurotiomycetes; Eurotiales; Aspergillaceae. The transcript has 5 exons. The coding region runs from base 1 to 657 and encodes 218 amino acids. The record is from RefSeq and is a predicted model, not a curated record.
AUGGCCUCCCGACCUACGGCAGGCGCCCGUCCUGGGGCCAAGUUCGCCCAGUUCAAGCUCGUCUUGCUAGGCGAGUCGGCUGUUGGAAAGAGUUCUCUGGUCUUGAGAUUCGUGAAGGAUCAAUUCGAUGAUUAUCGCGAGUCGACUAUCGGCGCAGCCUUUUUGACACAAACUAUCUCUCUCGAUGAGAGUACCACGGUCAAGUUUGAAAUCUGGGAUACUGCUGGUCAGGAGAGAUACAAGUCAUUGGCUCCUAUGUACUACCGGAAUGCCAACUGCGCCGUCGUGGUUUAUGACAUCACUCAAGCUUCAUCUCUUGAUAAGGCCAAAUCCUGGGUAAAGGAGCUUCAGCGUCAAGCAAAUGAGAAUAUCGUCAUUGCUCUAGCAGGCAACAAGCUCGAUCUCGUCACAGAGAGUCCAGAUAAGCGGGCGAUUACCACAGUGGAUGCAGAAACCUACGCGCGUGAGGCUGGCCUCCUCUUCUUCGAGACUUCCGCCAAGACCUCUACAAAUGUGCGGGAGUUGUUCACAGCUAUUGCGAAGAAGCUGCCUCUCGAACAGGCCGGCCCUCGCAACAUGCGGACGACUCCUCGGCCUGGAGUUGACCUUCGACCAGAAGCUCCUGGAACCCAAGGCGCUGGUGCCUGCAACUGUUAA